AUGGUGUUUUAUGAAAUGUUGGUAAUAGUUAGGGCUAAUCUAAUGGAGGCCAACUUAAAAGACCUGGUCCGUACCUCUGCCAAGCUUGUGCUUGAACGUGGUGGUGUAGUACGAAAUUUUGAAAACUGGGGAGUGCUUCGACUGCCAACACGAACACGUCGACACCAGGAGUACUUUGAUGACGGGCAGUAA
Molecule: messenger RNA, 192 nt
Organism: Ambispora gerdemannii
Lineage: Eukaryota; Fungi; Glomeromycota; Glomeromycetes; Archaeosporales; Ambisporaceae
Source: the annotation of a GenBank genome assembly